Molecule: messenger RNA, 860 nt
Organism: Aspergillus costaricaensis CBS 115574
Lineage: Eukaryota; Fungi; Ascomycota; Eurotiomycetes; Eurotiales; Aspergillaceae
Product: 5-formyltetrahydrofolate cyclo-ligase
Exons: 3
Coding region: 46-765 (239 amino acids)
Biological process (GO): folic acid-containing compound biosynthetic process; tetrahydrofolate interconversion
Cellular component (GO): mitochondrion
Molecular function (GO): 5-formyltetrahydrofolate cyclo-ligase activity
Source: RefSeq, a predicted model, not a curated record
CUGGUCUGCGUACACCGCGUUCUCAUCGUGCAAGCAAGGACCAAGAUGAUGGCUGGGUUGCAAGUCGCGAAGAGGGACCUUCGCCGGAGGAUGCGGGAUGCUCUCCAGCAGAUCCCCGCCGACUCUAUUGCCAAUCAAUCCAGAAUCGCUACGAACCAACUCCUCUCUCUCCAGGAAUAUCGGGAUGCGAAGAGGAUCGGGGUCUAUCUGUCCAUGUCAGCCGGUGAACUCUCUACAACUGCGAUAGUGCAGGAUGCCCUGGCCAAUGGCAAAGAAGUCUUCGUGCCUUACAUACACAAUCUCGAGUUGUCGUCACAGCCAAAGACAUCAGUCAUGGAUAUGUUGCUGCUUGAGUCGAUGGAUGAGUUCAGAUCGCUCGAGCCGGACAAGUGGGGAAUUCCAUCGCUUUCGCGAGCAAGUGUGCUUAACAAGACGAACUGCUUCGGGGGCAAGGGAGUCUCACCCCAGCCUGAAGAUUCUACACAGGGACCUUACGGGUUGGAUUUGAUUGUCAUGCCAGGAAUGGCGUUUGAUGAGGGAUUCAGAAGAUUAGGCCAUGGCAAAGGUUACUAUGAUCAUUUCCUGACAAGGUACUCCAAAGGUCCCGAGAGCACAACAACGGCACCGAAGCUGCCUCUACUAGUCGCGCUGGCUCUCAAAGAACAAGUGCUGGCUCCGACCGAAAAGAUCCCGGUUGCGGAUCACGACUGGCUAGUAGACGUCCUCAUGGUCGGCGAUGACCGGUGCCUCGUGCGCCAACGCUGAUAGGAUAUCCAGAAAAGAAGCGAGCCCUUUCAUGUCCAUGUUUUCAUCUAAUGCGACAAUAAUGUGCAGAUAAUUGUACUCCAGCGAGAACCCGU